CGAAGAACCCGCCAUACGAUGGGAAGGGAAUUCCUAAGAGCCUUGCACCCUCCAAGUUCUAGUCUCAUUUCAUCAUGUCCGAGACUCGAGCUUCAACAACGGUUGAGGGCCAUGAGACAGCCGCAACCGUUCCGGGCCAUCACGAAUCGAAGCCCCUGACAUGGUUUCUUGUCGUCUUCUCCUUAUUAGCAGCCCUGUUCCUGUUUGCACUGGACAACACCAUUGUGGCCAAUGUCCAACCUGCUAUCAUCGGAACUCUGGGGGAAAUUGAGAAACUCCCAUGGAUCUCCGUUGCAUUUGCCCUUGGGGCCAUCGCCACAGAUCUCCCUUGGGGCCAGAUCUACGGACACUUCAACAACAAAUUCCUCUUCCUCGCCAGCGUAGUGAUCUUCGAGUUGGGCUCCGCUGUCUGCGGAGCGGCACCCACCAUGAACGCGCUGAUCGUGGGUCGGGCGAUUUGUGGCAUCGGCGGCAUGGGCAUCUAUCUGGGCACGGUCAACAUGGUAUCGGCAUUGACCACGGAAGCCCAACGACCGCUCUACCUGGGGUUUGUCGGGUUGACGUGGGGGAUUGGGACCAUUCUUGGACCCAUCAUCGGGGGUGCCUUCGCCGACAAUACCUCGGCCACCUGGCGCUGGUCCUUCUACAUCAAUCUCUGCAUCGGAGGGCUAGCAGCCCCGGUGUACUUCUGGCUGCUGCCCCAGACCGCCUCACCGCGCCCAGGACAGUCGCUAUUGACGCGCAUAUGGGCGCUGGAUGUAGUCGGGAUGGUGCUGAGCGCGGGGGCCAUCACCAGUCUCAUCAUGGCGAUCUCGUUCGGGGGCAGCUUGUAUGCAUGGGGGAGCGGGCGGAUCAUCGGACUCUUUGUCUGCUCAGGCGUUCUAUGGCUGCUAUUCAUUGGGCAACAGGCGUGGUCGCUGGGACUACGACCGGAGGCGCAGGGCCAGCGGCUCUUCCCGACGACGCUCGUCCGCUCGUGGGAGAUGGACGUGCUCUUCGCACAGAUGGCCAGUGCCCAGGUGUUGGUGAUGGUGCCCAUCUACUUCCUGCCCAUUCUGUUCCAGUUCGCGCAUAAUGACAGCGCGUUGGCUAGUGGGGUGCACCUACUACCAUUUGUGCUCGUGCUAGUGGUGGCCGUCAUGCUGAACGGUGCCCUUAUGGCCCAGCUAGGCUACUACAUGCCAUGGUACCUGGCGGGUGCCUGCCUCGCCCUUGCUGGCAGCGCCCUUUUCUAUACCGUCGGUCCCGACACCAGCAGCGCUCGUCUGUAUGGCUACUCGGUGCUCACGGCCUUUGGCGUCGGCUGCUACUCCCAGGCUGGGUUUCCCGUCGCUCAGGUCAAAGUCUCCCCGGCCAAACUCACCCAGGCGGUUGCCUUUAUCGGUGUCGGUCAGGUUGGCGGUAUUGCCCUCGCCUUGACCAUCUCCAACACCAUCUUCCUCAAAAAGGCCACUAGCCGCAUCUCCACCAUCCUUCCUCAGCAGUCUCGCUCGACUAUCCAGCAGGCCAUCUCCGGUGUGCGCGCUGAGUUGUUUAGCUCGUUGAGUGUUGCACAGCGUCAGCGCGUGGUGGCUGCCAUUGUGAGCAGUGUCGAUGACGUGUUUGUCCUGAUGAUUGCCGCUGCCGCUCUGUCUGUGGUGCUGGCGUUGGUCAUGAAACGGGAACGAUUAUUCGUGAUACCGUCGAAAGGAGAUGGUGAAGAUGUCGAAGAAGAGGUAAUGACAACGAAAGAACAGAGCUCACAAUAAUUUCCUACAAGUUCAGGUGGGGGAGUAAUCUACGUAGUGAACGGGAAAGAAUUUUGUGAUAAAAUUGGGGGUAGACUUGGGCCUUGGUGCUUAGGGCUUGGUGUUUGGUGAUAGUAGUAAUAGUGUUCUAAUUGAAGGUGAAUUGGAGCUGUUCA
Aspergillus piperis CBS 112811 is the source of this 1903-nucleotide messenger RNA. RefSeq names its product efflux pump antibiotic resistance protein. The record is from RefSeq and is a predicted model, not a curated record. The coding region runs from base 75 to 1748 and encodes 557 amino acids. The transcript is spliced from 2 exons. Gene Ontology annotation, biological process: transmembrane transport. Gene Ontology annotation, molecular function: transmembrane transporter activity. NCBI's taxonomy places the organism in Eukaryota, Fungi, Ascomycota, Eurotiomycetes, Eurotiales, Aspergillaceae.